AUGGAAGAUAUUGGACGCCUCGCUCACGAAGCCGAUCAAGAUCCAUUCGUCAGGCAAACAGACUCAGAUUCCGAGAACUCUGACGCUGAGGACUCCAGCCCGGAUAGCAUAAUCUCAUGGGCAUCUACCAAGCAAGAUCCCAAGGACAGAGCCAGCUACCUCUUAGUAUUACUAGGUGAUUUGCCGUUCAACAUCGAUGUUGAAACCUGCAGAUACAUCACACAGAGAGCCCAGAAACUCACAGGCUUCAACUUCUCAAAAUGGACUGAUUGCGCUGAUAUCUACGGUCUUGUGGAAUGUGCGUGCGAACUGAGCUUCGUGGAGGCCGAGCGCGUCGUGCAGCAAUUCUACAUUCUUCAUCCAAACGUGAAGAAGCACUCGAUCGCUGGACUGACGCCCGCUCUGGUUCAACGUGCAUCGGUCGUUCUCUCUAAAAACUGGGAGAGGAAAGAGCUCAGGUUGGGCUGGGAAACAUUCGGGCCGUUCUUCUCAACGCUUGCUCUUUGCGACAGCACCUCCACCUCUGACGAUGAAUUCAGAGGCAUGGUUCGUCUCGCCAUGGCUCAGUCAAAGAAGUUGGCUUUGGAGACGACCACACUCAAAGACAGAAUGGAGGCUUACAUUUUGGAGACGGUCCCUGUCAUCAAGCACGUUCUGGAAGGCUAUCUCCUUCGCGUCAAGGCAGACGAGAAAUUCAAGAGCCAAUCAAGCGACAUGAACUUGACACAUACUGGGAUGACCAACCACCAAGCCCACACACUGACGAACAAACGCAACGGAGACGACAUGAUCGCAGGCCGUCCCCAGAAGAAGCAGAGAAGUUGGUCUGAGUGCUGCAAGGUUCCCGAUCCCGAGUUCAAGGACGAGCCUGAGUCUUCAGUGUAUGACUCAGACUAA
This is a messenger RNA of Colletotrichum karsti, 897 nucleotides long. RefSeq lists its product as uncharacterized. Bases 1 to 897 code for a protein of 298 amino acids. Lineage: Eukaryota; Fungi; Ascomycota; Sordariomycetes; Glomerellales; Glomerellaceae. The record is from RefSeq and is a predicted model, not a curated record. The transcript has 2 exons.